GUUCCACUUCCUUUAAAUGUCGAUCGUUUGACGUCAGUUGUAUUAGCUACUGACAACAAUGAUAUAAUGGAGGACACGCCAACAGGGUCUAACACUACGCACUGCACUAAUUCUAUUCUCAUCCAGCGUGCUGUUCCUACUGUUGCUGCAAUGCCGUUCGUUCAUGAUCAGUCUCAGAAACGUACGCAGGUUGUGAUAUUGUAAGCUCUUUUUUAAAACGUGGAAAAAGUGGAUCUUUCAAACUGAUCAAGAGUGGCCACAUACAAGCGAUGCAGCGUCUAGGAGAAUCUCUUACGUUUGAUGAACAUCUAAUUCAAUUGUGUGAAGAGUUCGUGUGCAAGAUAUACGGAAAGAAGUCAUUUACAAGUGUGAAUUCGUUAAGAUAUCACUUGGUUUGCACUGCAACAUCCACGUCGUACACCGAUUUACCUCCAACUCAUGACACAUUUGUUCAACAUGUCCGCCGAAGCAACUACCAAGCGUUUCUUUGGAAACAGUGUCUUCAGCAUGGAGAAGUUCCCAGUCCUAUUGGGCACGGUUGGGAUAUCGAUGAUGGCGACAUCAACGUAUUAUGGAUGACUCUUUCUUCUGCACCUUUGGCUCUCUUGGAACUACUGCGUUGUGGUUGUUCAUCGGGUUGCAAUAGUGCAAGAUGUCGGUGCUUCAAGAACAACAUGCCAUGUACUGAUGCUUGCAAGUGCAAAGAGUGUGUCAAUGCCGCGGCUGCUGCUCCUCCUGUCACUGAUGUAUACGUUGAAGACGCCGACCUGAUUGUUCUCGAUGAAAUGUAAGCCAGACAACUCUAGAAUAGCUACAGUACGCUGGUUUGUACAAAUAUUAUGUAAUGUUAAAAAUUGAACUAAGAUAAAGUUGUUUAGAGUGCUAAAAACUUUGAUGUUAGUUUUCUUAAUAUAAUCAAGUUGUGUUGCUUAAUUAAAAUUUAACGUGUAACAUUUGCGAGUAAAAAUUGAUGCUAAAGGAAU
Corticium candelabrum is the source of this 983-nucleotide messenger RNA. RefSeq lists its product as uncharacterized. Lineage: Eukaryota; Metazoa; Porifera; Homoscleromorpha; Homosclerophorida; Plakinidae. The transcript has a single exon. Bases 270 to 791 code for a protein of 173 amino acids. The record is from RefSeq and is a predicted model, not a curated record.